CCGAAUAGCCGAUGAAUAGUAUCAAACGAAUAUCAGCGUAUAGUUACAGAUGAAUACUACGCACUCACGCAGGAUACGGUAAUGUAUAACGUCAUGUUUCGAGAUGUUUAGCAGCAACACUUGCUUCUCAAGAAUGGUCUGGUGGACAACAAGUGUACAGAAGCGAAUUAAAUGUCACUCAGUGGCAAGCUUACGCCAUUGAGAAUAAUUCUCAAUGCUUACGCAAUGAUUACUUCUGUCACCCAAUGUGGGUUAUAUGUCAGACUCAAAUGCCACAUCAUUUGUGGUACGUUAAGAAUCACAUGCGGAUGGGAUUGAUGGACCAUUGUAAAUCUAAGUUUAUCGUCGGUUUUACGCUGCGGAAACGGUAUCGAAGAACACCCCAGUUGACCCCAGUAUACAGUUGUUACUCUCUCAUGAAUGUGUGAAAACAUACUCGUUUAGAUAACCUUAAAGUUGCAACUAUACAUAUAUAUACCUAUGAAUUUUUGAAUUAAUUUCAAUACGGUAACGAAAUGACUCCAAGGUCAAGAUUGGAGAUUGAUGUUAGAAGGCUGUUGGCACGUUGUGAGCUUAUGGCUAAAGAUGACCAGCAAAGCGAUUGGAGACUCGAAAAGUACAUACUUGCCCUAGACAACUUGGUCAAAGAGCUUCAAACACUACCAAAUAAACCAUCUAAGGAUACAAUUAUGGAAUAUGCCAGGAGGGUAGAAUUUUUAAAAGGUGUUGUUAGUACCGCUAAAUUGUCAAAUCCUGUAGAAAGAGUUGCGGCUGCACAAAUGCUAUCCAAAACUCCGAUAUCAACAAUGGAUAUAUCACGACCAAAUAUUGCAACACAAAUACAUCAAAAAACCACUGCCAAGUAUGCCAAAGAACUACGAGAUGAAUUAUUUGAUGAAAAGGGAUCAUCUGAUGAUGGUCUGAGACAGAGAUUCUCUGUAACGAAUGUUCAUGAGGAGAAUUUAGAUGCUAUACUGAAGUACAAUAGGAAUAUACAGGAAAAAAUAGCAGAGAAUAUGCUAUCGAUGAUUGGUAAUAUGAAAGAACAUGCUCUUACUGCCAGUACAGUUAUCCGCAAAGAUAUAGGGUCUUUAGAAAAGUCCGAGAAAUUAACAGACCUGAACACAGAGAAAUUGAAAACGGAAUCCGUAAAGCUAGAAGAGCAUACAAAAUCGAAUUGGCGAUGCUGGGUGUGGGUGAUGGUGGCUUUUGUUCUAGUCGUAUUUUUCAGUAAGUAUACAUAUAAUUUCAAUUACAUUUCACAUUCAACAAGUAAUCAACAUUCGAUGGUUUCCAGAUAUGGUGUUGUUUAUGAAGAUUUCGAAAAAAAAAAUUGUACAUUCCUAAAAAAUUAUCCAGACCCCCGAUAUUUUUACAAUUCAGUGUAAAAUGUUUAUCGAAUAAAAUUUAAUUUCAAGACCA
Molecule: messenger RNA, 1422 nt
Organism: Athalia rosae (coleseed sawfly)
Lineage: Eukaryota; Metazoa; Arthropoda; Insecta; Hymenoptera; Athaliidae
Gene: Use1
Product: vesicle transport protein USE1
Exons: 4
Coding region: 516-1388 (290 amino acids)
Biological process (GO): retrograde vesicle-mediated transport, Golgi to endoplasmic reticulum
Cellular component (GO): SNARE complex; endoplasmic reticulum
Molecular function (GO): SNAP receptor activity
Source: RefSeq, a predicted model, not a curated record